AUGCCGAUCCGCCGGACGUCGCCGGAGAAGGGGAGCCGUAUGCCGUCGGCGAUGAUGACGGGGACGCACCCGAGGGCCUAGCCGGUGUCCCCGUUUGCGAGAUUUAGGGUCGUGCCGAAAAUUACCGGCUACGAUUUUCUGCACGUUAGUAGAAAAUCCUGAGAAGACGCUUCUCCCUUCUCGUUAUUUUCCAAUCGAGAUCGAGGGAGGGGGAAGAGAGAGGUCUGCCUGCCCGAACCCCGUGGGACUGGCGAAGAUGAAUUGCCUUCAGAGUCUUCCCAGGUAAGUUGGAUUCCUUCGUGUGUGCGUUUUUCCGUUUUCCUUCGUCUUUCGUUUUUCCUUCGGACUAUAAUCGCGAAAUUUUGAUGGCGGUGUCAGCUCAUGUGCCCUGCGUGUAUGCGACUUCAGAGUCCGUUCGGAAAAGCCUCCAAACUUUAAUCUGGUACCGGAACUCAAAAUUCAUUUACCUCGUUACUCAUGGUGACCAUUAUCCGGCUGUUUACCUGGCUUGUUGCCUUCCAAUUCCGUGCAGGUAUCUGUGAGAGACAAUCUCCACCGUAACGUCGCCAUUAGUGUAAGCUUGGUCUAUUUCUCUCUCUCUAUUUAACGUGUCUAUUGAUAUCUUUUUAGCAGAGAAUUUUUACGCCUGGAUUUCCCUAAAAGUUUAUAAAAUGAGGAUAAAUAUAGCAUAACUAUUUAUAACAGCUCCUCCUACAAGUGCUUCACGUUGCCGACAUCCCCACGUUCUGAAGAAAAAAUUAUGGUAGAACAUUAUCUUGAAUAAGGUUCGGUUGGAACUGUUUAGAUGUUUGCAAAACGAAGGCAACUCUUUCUCACAUACUGACUGUAGACUGGCAUUACUAGCUUAAAUGAGUCAUUGAUCGAGAAAUUCCUAAAUAUUGAUCAGUUGACAUGGGUGAUGCUGAGUUCCAUGGGCAAAUGUUUUCAAAUGGGCUCUACUUUUUUAAUUCUUAUCUUUUAUGUUCUAUCAGUUUUUUUUAGAAAGCACAGAAAGUAGAUGAUAUGGAUGUCAUAAAAACAUUCAUGGAUGAAUAAUUUCUACAGGAAGAUGGCGGAGGAAAAAAGAUUUUUAUGCUAUAGUUUUUUUUCUAUCAUGUUGAACUAUUUGUUUGCAGAUUUAUGCCUUUAUAUGAACCAUAUAUUUAUCUAAAUUAAUGUCUUUUUUACACAUUCUAUGACUUUAAUGACUAGUAAAUGUAAACUAUAUAAUAUGUGAUAGAUCCGAGAAAAAAAUUGUUGACUAGAUCAGACAAUAGUUAAAGUGGAAUUGCUAAGCGGAAUGUGUAAGAAAAUAACAAGAUAAUGCAUAGAAAGAUACUCAAUUAGCGAAUAGAUAAGAAUAAACAUAUUCUGGAAUAAUGUUCGUGAAAACCUUUUAUGUUAUUUUGAAUAUAUAUAGAUAAGAUCCACAAGAAAUACUCAGAUAUUUCCGUCAAUUUUCUGACGAUCCUAAAAAAUUAAAAAAGGACAUAGGGAGCUCCAAUAGAAGCAAUGAAUAUUGAGAAAUUUUUUUGCCUUAACUUCGUUAAUGGGGAUUUGGUGAAUAUUGCUGGCUGGAGUCCAUUCCUCGAAGAAAGCUUUCUUUUUAUGUUUUUCUAAAAUCAAAAACUGCUGGUAAAUGCAAAUUAUUUCGUUACUACCUUCUUUGUGGGCCUGGUGAGUCUGACUCUCUGUAAUGAACUCCAUUGUAAACUAGAGCGAUUUCAAAAACGUGAUCCAGAUAAUGUUUUACAGGCAUCCUCCGGCUUCGCUUCAAGCGCAGAGAAAAGUAGUUCUGAAGAAGAGGCUGACAAGUCCGAGAUGUACAGUCACGAUAUGACACAAGCAAUGGGUGCUGGUGAGUAUACUGUCUUUUCUUUCCCUCUGGAGUCUAAUAUUUCUGUAUUGUUUAAUCUGCCAUGAAGUCAGACUGUAGACAUCGGAUACUUCUGGAACUCAGUUUCCCUGACCUUCGCUAUCAAAAUGGACAGUACUGACGUAUAGGCACGAGUUAGGAAUGAACUACAAUUUUAUUCGUCCAGAUUUGAUUGUUGGAUCUUGCCUUCAGGUAGUUACUUUAACCUUUUUUUUCUAUUACGUGUGUUCUGCAUUCUAAAAUUUCUGACCGCAGACACCUGAAGAUGUUGACAAGCUCCGCAAAGUUGGGGUUAAGACCAUUUUUUGCUUGCAGCAAAAUCCGGACCUCGAGUAUCCUUUGUUUGGUAGUUUCUACAAGUUAGCAAAUUAAAUCAUUGUUUUAUUGCUUGCUAUAAAAAUUUACAACUGUGAUACUUGGAACAAAUCCUAGAGACAAAAGGAAGGGCUGACGUUAUUUUAUCGAGAAGAUCAUCAAAUGUCACUGUAAUCCUAUUAAUAUCUGUAGAUACUUUGGGGUCGAUAUUAUUGCCAUACAAGAGUGUGCAAAGCAGUGUGAAGAUAUUGAACACUAUCGUGCUGAAAUAAGGUAAGCAGAAUUCUGUACUUAAAAUGACUGAUGGGAAACACUUAAGUGCUUAUUAUCCUAACUGAGGUGCACUUUUGUUGACGCAGUUUCGAUUUUGAUACCCCUGGAAUGUUCACGUUGAUGUUUUUUAGCAUUGAAGCUAAAUUGUAGUCGACUCUCGUUGAUAACUGUUUAUUUCUUGAAAAUAACGGAUUGCACGAUCGUAUGUAACGAAUGAAGUGUAAUUCUUAUGAUUACUUGAACAUAAUACUAUUGGAUUGUGCGGUCAUUUUAGUCCAUGUGAAUUUUUUUUCAUGUAUGGGCUAGCCUUAGUUUCUUAUCAUGUAUCUUAGAAGGAUGAUUAUUAUUUAUGCGUUCUAUUGAAAAAUGAUCUGCGAUGUCUAGUGGAUGUUUUAGAUGCACGAUCCUGUGAAAUCAUGCUGUACGCUUUAAAAUCAUUCUUUUUAUAUAAAAUUAAUAUGAAUUGAUAACCAAAUACUAGUAUUCAAUCUAGGGGUUAAAGAAAAAACUAGGGUAUGGCUUUAUUUAGUUACUUGGAGAAUAUUCCAUUUUAUAUCAGACUUAUUGGCUUUAUAUGCAUUCUAUCAGAAAUAUUUGAAGUUGUCAUGAAAAAGAUAAAUACAUCACUUUUGUGAAUUCUGACCGGGAAAUGGUUUUUCACUACUACUAGCGUGUGGUUGCUGACAUAUUAUUUUUCACUGAUAUGUGUGAUGUGAAAUACAUGACAUAUGAAGAAAAUGUACUGGUCUGACGGAUUAUUUUCUUCCAAGAUACUACAUCUUAUUUUGCGUUUAUUUCUUUGAUAUUCUGAUUUGGAUUCAAGCAGGGACUUUGAUGCUUUUGAUCUGAGGAUGAGGCUUCCAGCUGUUGUGAGUAAAUUGGUGGAGGCUGCAAAUCGCAACGGUGGCGUCACCUACAUUCAUUGCACUGCUGGGCUUGGAAGAGCUCCUGCUGUUGCGGUAACACAUUUACUUCAUAAAAUGUCUAAUCUCCGAUCAAACAGUUGGUUACGUCUGUCUCCCUGGUGUAUGAAGUAAUGUAUUAGGAUUUCAUGCUUAUCGUAGAUCUUCUAUAGGAAAACUCGGAGGGAAUAUUAGAAUGCAUUAAGUGAUAAAUUAUUCUAAUUUCUCAUACGACGACCAAAAAAUGCAUUAACUAGCAAAGAUAGUUUUCCGAAAAAAAAUAUAUAUAUAUUUUCCUCAUCAGCUCCCGUGAAUGUUUGGCUGUCAUGCAGAUAGGUCAAGAUAUUAACAAAAACAGUUGCUGUUGUAUGCAUAUGGUUACCUUUGAGUUCGCACCACCUCCUUUGAUUCUAAACGUCGAAUUCAUGGAAAAUAUUAAAAACGCGACCUGCUUUUUUCUGUUGCAUUUGUUCUUCUAAAUUUAUUCUUUUUUAAAUUUCCUCGUAGUUUAAUUGUCUAUUGUUUUAUGAAAUUGUAGUUGGCGUACAUGUUUUGGGUCCUUGGAUAUAAGCUCAGUGAUGCGCACGACUUACUUCUGGUAACACGCAGUGCCCUUGUCCAAUCUAAUCUUCUUCUCUUUCUAUCCGUUAGAGUUGACUUUGGAUUAGGAAAGAACGACCGGAAUGAAUUAGGAAAUGUUAAAUGCGUGGGUUCGUGGUCGAUCUGCUAUGUAGGAUGAUGUCUUUACAAAGUCAAUGUCUUACAGUGAAUCGGUGCAUCAUACGUUGUCGUCUACUCUUGUUUCAGAGUCAACGGUCUUGCUUUCCGAAGCUUGAAGCCAUAAAGAAUGCGACUGCUGAUAUGGUGAGCUCCAGUGUCCAUCAUUCCUUUUAUGCCUUUAUCAGUUCGGACUCCGUUGUCGAGAAUCCUCCAGUUUCCCAACCAAUUUUCCCAACGAGCGUUGGGUCGUUCGCGGGUAUAGGCCAUUUUAGAGCUACUACGGUUGAGCCGGGUGUGAUGUCUUCAGUGUAGCACUCUUUGUUCGGAUUUUCUUCAUAUUUUGUCAACCCAAGUUCGUCCAGUUUUCUCACCUCAUCUUCCUGACAGUUGGGUGGUGUGUCCUCAAACGUCAUUACGUUGACGUGGAAGGACGACGAGUGCUCGUCAGUGGAAGUCUCUGGACUCGACAUCGGAUGGGGACAGGUGACGACACUUCUCCUCUGGGCGACAUUCUUUAUAAUAUCGUUAUAAAAAUAGGAAACAUUUUUCGUAGCUGCUCAGGGGCUCAGCUGAAAUUCUCAUCACUCUUCUUUUUCUUUUUUUUUCUUGUAAUCAAAUUAAUCUGGACGUUGCAGGCCCCACCCACCCAAUUCUUGUCUAUCUGUUUAGAUCUCUCGCAGAUGCUUCAACUGUCCACUGACUUUCUCUGUCCAUGCUUUUUCCUCCCCUUCCGUAGAGAAUUCCCUUGGAUUUCGAUGAGGAGCAGGGAGUCUGGACCCUGCAGAGAAAACUGCCUGUGAGUAUCCCACAGAGAACCACUGGUCCGACCGUCUCGUUCAUUCGAGAUUUAUCACGGAGCAUUUUUGCUCCUCAUGCCAUCUGAUUUCUCUCCUUCGUCGCCCUCGCAGGCCGGAAGAUACGAGUACAAGUACAUAGUCGACGGCGAGUGGACGUGCAACGAGGAGGAGCUGGUGACCUCCCCCAACGACGACGGACACGUCAACAACUACGUCCAGGUAGUUAUUGAGCGCCGCCACUGCAGCAGCUCCUUCUGAGCUUUGUAAUCCCAAGGAAACCGAACCAACCGCACGUGUCUUCGCACAGGUCUUUGCCGACGAUGUCCGCGAAGAAGAGAUCGAGGUGAGGGAGCGUCUGACCGGCCCGGACGCCGACGUGGAUCUCACCGAGGGGGAGCGCCGUAAGAUCCUCCAGUUCCUUGAACUCUGCGCGGAGCAAGCCGAUGGAGAUCUGGCCGUUUGA
Messenger RNA from Spirodela intermedia, 5346 nucleotides. The record is from the annotation of a GenBank genome assembly. Lineage: Eukaryota; Viridiplantae; Streptophyta; Magnoliopsida; Alismatales; Araceae.